AUGAUCUUGGGUAGAGUUCCAAUACCCAUCUAUCUUCUUUGUAGUGACGGCACCAUCAUUGAUUCUUCAGGGUGCAACAUCCCGACAAGUGGUUCAGAGCCUCCGGCGAGGUAUAGACGCUCCAUUCCCACCGGCAAGAAUGUCGCGCAGCUAUUCAAAGAGCCCGAGAAGAUUGAGAAGAAGGCGGCCUUGAAACCUAGCUUGAUGGGAGAUGUAGGCUCUCUUGGCUCCGUACAAAUACCGCUCGACAGACCCGGGUUGGUCCCAGAUUUGUUGACUCCACAGACAAGUCUUGAAUUCAACUACAUCAACGGUUUUUGGUGUGGUCCGAAGUGUGAAACGGCUGCCAUCAGCUUUUCCGAAGAUUUCUUGAGACGCAGUGACAUCCUUCGGAAACUUGUCUACCAGGUUACAAUGGAGGGGUUUGGGGAUCCAAUGGCCAGGAUCUAUGAAAGACGGAUCGACGCGCGGAUUGGGCGUGACCGCAUGAGCCAUCAUCAAUAUAUCUACCACGAAUUGCUGGACGACCUUAGGACUGACCAGGCUUGUGAAUUCUUGCUGAGAGAUGUUAAUUUCAUAAACUGGUAUCAAGCCCUAGAUUCCCAACAGUUGGUGAUAGUCGGGGACGUGGGUGUUGGGAAGACAUUUGCAAUGGCAUAUCUUAUAGACGAGCUGAGUCGAAGACGUGAGCAUUGGCGGCCUCGACCCGUUAUAUGCUAUUACUAUUUCCGAGCCGGCAAGUCUCGCCGGCUCGCCAAAAUUUACUGGAUCUUGAUCCUGUCGCUCCUAGAACAGCUCCCGGGUCUGAGAGAAGCGUUCGUCGAAUGGUAUAAGCAGGCUGAAGAUUCCGGACAUCUCGACCCAGAGUAUAGUACGACAAAGCUGAAGGAGUUUUUCCAACUCGCGCUGGGAACACUCGAUCGCCGACUUUACAUCGUUAUCGAUGGCCUGGAUCAGUGCGACGAAGUAUCUCGAAACGAUCUUCUCGGGUUGCUGGAAACCUUGUCCCAGAAGACUCCGAAGCUCAGAACUAUUCUGUCAACCCGCCCCAAGGAAGACAUUCUCCAGCGACUGGGCGAAACGGCCAGGAUCGAACUGAGUCCUGACGCUAAGCGAGAUCGGCUUAUCGCCGAGAAGAUAGUUGAGACAGAGCUGUCCCAUCUGUCCAGUGAGGUCCAAACAUUUGUCAUAGAGUGGCUUUCUUGGAUGGCACAAGGAAGCGGAAUCUGGAUAAGAAUGGUAGUUGAGGACAUUCAAGCCACUUCAGUUAGGACGCUAGGUUCCAUGCGAUCCCUGUUGGAAGAACUAACGCUGCUGCCGUGGGGUCUCUCGAAGUUCUACGUCGCUUUACUUUCACAGUGCACCUCAGAUGAUCCCGAAAACAGGAAGAUGGUGAAGAUGGCAUUGAAGAUUCUCGCCUUCGCCCGCCGACCCCUUAGCAUCCUAGAACUUGCCUGGGCCGUUGCUGUUGGCGAGGCGCCACAGGAAGUUACUACUGUGGCAAGCCUUGCUAAGUGGGUCGGCCACGAAAGAGUGAUGGCACUUAUCUAUCCGUUCGUUUCCCGCGUCGAUUUCAGCGACCUAAAGAGGCGCCAAGUUCAGCUCGUGCACCCGUCGGUGAAGGAGUUCGUCAUAAAUGAAUUUGAUUUGAGCCGGCAUCCAAGAGCACUAAUACCCCGGGAUGCAGCAAGACAGCCACUUCUUGAUCGACGAAUCGAGAAUCUGGAGGCGUUUAUCAUGGGCAUCUGUAUCAGGUAUCUUCUGCUCGAGGAGGUUAACAAAACCGAUUUAUUUUCUGAAGAGCAGGCUGCAAUCCAAGAGCUACCUCAAGAAACCGACUUGUUCGAUGAUGCCGGAGAGCCGGUCGAAUACGACCGGCAUUGUACUUGGGAAACCUGGGAAAAAGACAUGACCCGCUAUGAUCCAGCAGAUCGUGGAUUCGGUGAAUUUUUUGCUUAUGCGUCAUGCCAUUGGAUCGAGCACUUCGGUGCCAUCUCGACGGAAAAUCGUCUUCCAGGUUUGGCGGUAGACGUAGAGCGCCUUUGCCAGGCCGACUCGACCCGGCUUCAUAACUGGAUCAAGCAAAAUUGCCGCCCAGACUGUACAAUCCAGCCCAGGUUUCCAUUCGAUAGCACUCUAUACGAUCCACUGAGCAUCACCUCGCUCUACGGCUCACAAGCUAUGCUACGCUAUAUGGUCAAGAACUCAGACCUCCACAAGGGCGAGUUCCUUCCAGAAUCCGCUAUGCGCGCCGCUGAUCAAAUCCUCCAUUGGGGCGAUUUGGAGAGACUGAAGAUACUCUUAGAGGGUACGGGGAAUCAGUUUCGACGGCUUGACUUUUUCCGCCUCAUCAUGAGGCGAUGGUUUUAUAGCGGUCCAUAUCAGUGCAACUGGGAACCAGCAUUCCUCCUUGUCCAUCGUGUGACGGAUACAUUGGUUGAAGAGAAAUGGGGGAAUGAGCUCCUAUGUUUAGCUUCCAACCUCGGCUGCAUGCCCAUGAUCCGCGAGUUGAUGAGCAAUGCUCGACUUGAUGUGGAGCUGAGGACUGAAUUGCUGCGCGGGGAUCAACGUGAACGACAACUUCUACCCAUUGGAAAAUCAGUGCACCAAUCAAUUGGAGAGGCUGUCUUGGGAAACCACACCGAUGUGGUGGAAUUCCUGUUAGCAGAGGAGGGAAUCGAAGAACAUCUCCGACACAUCAACGCGCGUGGAGAAAACGUUCUGCAUCUAGCGGCGAAGACGCAUAACCCAGCCGUGUUCCGCCUUUUAGUUCCCCGUUUCCCGGAAGGGGUGCAUCAAAUGGACAAACUCGGAGACACUCCCCUUACGCAGUUGAUAAAGACCCCUUCACCCUGGGAUGAUCGGUAUGAAUGCGCCAGGGUAUUGCUCUCGCAAGGCGGCGGCGAUGGGGCUGGCUAUCCUGGGGACGAGGAGCAGUCGCCUCUGCGGGUAGCCGUGCGGGUCGGUGAUUGGUUUAUGUGCCACCUCUUGCUCACCAUUGGCAAGAUGGAUCCGCUCUCAGCCCUGGCGGUUGGCGAAGACGGACAGAUGGCCUUGAAAGAUGAGUGCACCAGCGAGUACAAGACACGUAUCUUGGCAUUCCUUUGCCGACACGCUGAGAAAGCGACGUCGACGUCGGCGUCGACGUCGGCCAAAUAA
Molecule: messenger RNA, 3159 nt
Organism: Scedosporium apiospermum
Lineage: Eukaryota; Fungi; Ascomycota; Sordariomycetes; Microascales; Microascaceae
Product: NACHT nucleoside triphosphatase
Exons: 3
Coding region: 1-3159 (1052 amino acids)
Molecular function (GO): protein binding
Source: RefSeq, a predicted model, not a curated record